Messenger RNA from Paramisgurnus dabryanus, 3494 nucleotides. Lineage: Eukaryota; Metazoa; Chordata; Actinopteri; Cypriniformes; Cobitidae. The record is from RefSeq and is a predicted model, not a curated record.
AUCACGUGAACGGAAGUGAGUGACAUCAUCACAACAGUGGACGCCUGGGUAGCGUCCGUUACCCCAUCUCGAUUACUACAAUAUUUCGGAAACGUUUGCGUCACAACCGCUAUGUUCUGCUUGGCGCGUACUAGUUUAUCGCUCUGACCGACCAGCGUAUUUGCUAUUUCACUCGAUAGUCGUGAUCGACAAACAUCAUGGUGGAACAGUCGGAUCGCGCUCCGCUGCUGGACUGGGAGGAGAUCCCCCCGGCUGAACUUGCCCCAUCGGCUCCGUCAGCAGAGACAGAGGAUUCAUCGCAGUCAGAUUUAUCGAAUUGUCCGGGUCAGGGCGUUGGAGAGGCAGAUAUCUCGUUGAGGAUCAGCCCAGGACAUAUUUCAACAGCUGUUUCAGGGGAAAGUGCACGCGGCCCGUGGGGAGAUGCUAGUGGUGCCGAUGAGGAAUCGGACUGCGCCUUUCAUGGACUGUCCAUACGGGAUCGGAGAGUUGCUGAAUGGGAAGAAAAAGAUCAAAUUGUUGCUGUUUUUGUGGUGACUUUCGACACAAGAUCGGGGAACAUGAUAGAAUGGUGUCUACCUCAAGAUGUCAACCUGGAUGGUGUUGAGUUCAAGUCAAUGGCCAGUGGCUCUCAUCGCAUCGCAAGUGACUUCAUAUAUUUCCGUAAAGGCUGUUACUUUGGACUAGCGUGCUUCGCCAACAUGCCAGUGGAGAGUGAACUGGAGCGUGGGGCUCGGAUGAAAUCUGUAGGGAUUUUGUCUCCUUCUUACACACUACUGUACCGUUACAUGCACUUUCUGGAGAACCAGGUCCGGCACCAACUGCAAUGCCCAGGCCAGUAUUCUCCAUUGGAAGCUUUCUACGAGGAUAAGAAGGCAGUGUUGCCCCCAGGAGGGAAUGGUUUGGUCACAGCAUGUCCGACCAGUGCUAUUGGGCCAAUAGUCAAUCGCUGCAUGCAUCCAGAGAUGAAGAUCACGCACCCGGCUGGCUGCAUGUCCCAGUUCAUCCGCUUCUUUGGAGAGCAGAUCAUGGUGCUGUGGAAGUUUGCUUUGCUAAGGAAACGCAUCCUAAUUUUCUCUCCUCCACCUGUCGGUGUGGUCUGCUAUCGGGUUUACUGCUGCUGCUGUCUUGCUAAUGUCUCUAUUCCUGGUAUGGGCGCAUCUGUUCCGGAGUUACGCCCCUUCUUCUACAUCAAUGUGGCUGACAUCACAGCUCUUGAGACCGAGGUGUCUUACGUGGCCUGUACAACAGAGAAGAUCUUUGAGGAAAAGAAGGAGUUAUAUGAUGUCUACAUUGACAACCAGAAUGUGAAGACACACAGAGAAAGCCUCCAACCUUUGCUCAGACUCAACAGUGCGGAUAAAGAGAAGUACCGAAAGCUGUGUGAACAGAGGCAGUUGCUGUUGUACUCUCAGGAGGUGGAUGGAGAUUGCACAUCUGAAGAGGACCUCUUUAUUCUGUUCUUCAUGGAGCAGAAUAACAGAAUCUUCCAGACCCUGACUGAGGUGGCAGGAAGUGCUGAUUCAACCCUGACCGCUGAACAUGUGAGAGCCAUGGGGCUGGAUCCUCAGGGCGACCGCGGCUUUCUUGUCGACUUGCUAGAGGUCUACGGCAUCGACGUCAUGCUGGUUAUCGACAACCCCUGCUGCCCGAGCCAUUCUUGACCCCUUUGGAUGCCACUGAUACCACCACCAAUCCGUCUGCAGGCUUUUUGUGCACUCUGCAGCCAGCCAAUCAGUGAAGUCUUUCUGCUUGUCUGUCUGUCUGUGUGAUUAGUGUCCUCCCAGCCAUCCCGGACUUUGCCUAAGCUUGUAUCCAAAACGUGAUGAAACUUAUCUUCGUGCCUCUUUCUACUGCUUCUCAAUGUGUCACAGUGUUCUUCAGUUGUUACUUUGUUUUUUAGCCAGUGCUGUUUUGGGGAACUGAUGUGACGCCCAUAGUGUGCUUCACAUGGAUGCAGGAGAAUGGAAUGGAAGAAAUCCUCAAUCAAGGGAACAACUCUCAGACCCGGAUUGAACUUUUUGGUUUUAACAAUGGUCUGGUGAGGUCUGCCUUGGAUAUUUGGAUUUCUUUAAUGGUUUAAUGAUUGUUGAGUAUUACACACUACCGUGCUGGUGAGGAUUUUUACAAUGUUUGCCGCAUUUUCUAAACAUACUUGUACGUGUUUGUGGGUGUUUUGUUCUGUUCCUUCGACAAUGAGGUGUAUUUUCUAUUUUGCAUGGACCAAGACACAAUCAAUUUGCCACAUGUAAAGCUGUAUUUUGGCACAGCUUGGUUGUUUAUUAAUCUACUGUAUAUGAAACUGUCUACACUGUAAAAGGUUUUCAGUCCAUCUAAUUUCAGUGGUAGCUGUGACUGAACUCUUAUUUAUUUAAUCAACACUAUCAGUGACAAAAUAACUAGUGAUGGCAUCCACAAAAUGUUUUUUUUAAGGUAAGGCAUAAAACAUUGCUGGAUAAGCCUUUUUUCACUCUUGGCACUGAAUGUAAAUGAUACAUUGUCAUACAAGUGAUGCAAACAGACACAGAAAUGUUAUCUUCAGCUUUGAGAGUCAUUUAAUAAUGCGCUCUGAAGUAAUGAAUGUGAUUCAAUUUCUGUCUUAAAUCUGUUACCUGUGAAAGUAAUUACAUGAAUAUGUAUAUACUUCGGUUUUAUUUCCAUGUAUUCGGGUCGAUCAUUGCUGAAAACAGCAGUGGACUGGCUUUGGAUUAUUGAUUGUGGGUUUUUGUGCGUGUGUUGCGUGUGGCUCUGUCCUGUGAAGACCUAAACUGGAUGCUUAACACUGUUAAAAUGAUUUAUAAACGGUAUUAAUCAAGGUGAAAUUUAUCAUAAAGUAUUUACUUUAAUCCUUUCCGUUAACACAAAAUGAUAUAUUAAUUUAAUUGAAUGUGAAUUCGAGGUUUUCAACCCACUGACUGAAUCUCCUGUGGUAAGGUCAACAAAUACAGUACUCAUUUUCAGCAUUGAGUGCAGGCACUCAGGUCUGGCACGGUUUAAUAAAGACACAAACUUAAUAAAUGCAAGAUCAUAUUCAAUUAAUAAAAAAUUAAUACUGUAUUAUACUCUUAUUACGUUGACUUUAAGGAUUUUAUGACUAAAUGUGAAUUUUCUUUUGUACAUUUCAUAUCUAUCAGAGAAUUUAAGAGAACUUUCUUGUUUAAAAUAAUCUUACAAACAGUCCUCUUUAAAAAUGAUUGCUGAUUGUUUAUUGUCCUCCGUAUGUAAAAGGUGGAGAAUGUAUAUUUAGCAGCCAUGUAACAUAUAUUGUGUAUGUAUAAUUUAAUUAGUUUUUUUUUAGAUUAUGUAAAUGGUACACCCAGUCUUGUCACAAAAACAUGCUUAGUGAAUGUUGAAUUUUACUGUACUAGUAUCACAAUGCCUCUGUCUCAUACACUACCGACACGGUAAUACAACUUAACAGCAUGUAUCUGUUGUUUAACAAAGCAAGUGAUUCUUAUUCACUGCCAUUUUAAAAUAAAUGGUCUUCUUUUCUAUCA